CUGGUAUGCUGUGGUUUUAAUAGGCAUUGUCUUUAUUAUUUUUAUGGGUGCCUUUAUAAAGUGCUGUGCAGUUCAUACUCCAUCUAGUAACCCCAAAAAACCACCAGCAAGACACCUUAGUGAGACACUACGAAGACCGAUGAAUACCUUGAGAAGAAUGCGACAUCCAUACACAAAUAGAGGAGAUGGUGAGGCUCGAAGUAUUCCAUCAAGACCCGGCCAUGUGUUUAACGAAUCUCAAGGUCUGUCGCACAGCCAUUGUGAAGGACGAAGAUCGCAAUACUUUUCGAAAGGAUAUCGCUCGAUUCCCACAGCUAGUGCACCAUCAGACAGCUACAACGGAUCAGUCAUAGCAGCAUCACAAUCCAAUAGUGGCCAAGCAAGAGUCAGUUGUAGCUCAGGCCUCGAACACAACCAUCAUCCAGAACUCUAUGCCAGUGCCUACUUGACCGGCCGAAGUGGUCGGAACUUAAGCAACCAAAUGAGGCAUCAUAACAUUUGAUGCAACAGCUUGAUCUUUUUUUGCAUCUCAAUCUUUUAUUAUCUCUAAAUCUUCUUCAUCGCCUGUGCUCUAGGGCUCUUUUGUGGUAAGAAUAAGACAUGUGUUUUUAAAUAAUGGCUGGCUACAACUUUUCUAAACCCUUAAUAAUACUUUUUGGUGUUAGUAAAUCCUACUGGGCUAAAAUAUGCUUCUUUUGCUCUUUUGUUAACGUUUUUUUAAAAGCCUUACAGUAGACUACAGAUUACAUGCGUGGCCGUUAUUUACAACACUUUGCUAGUAAAUGAAAGCUUAUUCAGAGCUGCUAUGUAUAAUUAAAGUUUGUAAUCAAUAAUAUUUUGAUUUUCU
Messenger RNA from Copidosoma floridanum, 847 nucleotides. It is a transcript of the gene kuz, whose product is annotated as zinc-dependent metalloprotease kuz. The record is from RefSeq and is a predicted model, not a curated record. Gene Ontology annotation, biological process: Notch signaling pathway; membrane protein ectodomain proteolysis. Gene Ontology annotation, molecular function: metalloendopeptidase activity. NCBI's taxonomy places the organism in Eukaryota, Metazoa, Arthropoda, Insecta, Hymenoptera, Encyrtidae. Gene Ontology annotation, cellular component: plasma membrane.